Molecule: messenger RNA, 369 nt
Organism: Puccinia triticina
Lineage: Eukaryota; Fungi; Basidiomycota; Pucciniomycetes; Pucciniales; Pucciniaceae
Exons: 5
Coding region: 1-369 (122 amino acids)
Biological process (GO): proton transmembrane transport
Cellular component (GO): proton-transporting V-type ATPase, V0 domain
Molecular function (GO): proton-transporting ATPase activity, rotational mechanism
Source: RefSeq, a predicted model, not a curated record
AUGGUCGAAAAAUUCACGCCGGCCUGUUCCCACGCAGAUGAUUUUCUCCAGUACGAUGCAACCUUCACACGCUUGACUGUUUCUAUUGGUGCAGCAUAUGGAACGGCCAAAGCAGGUAUCGGGAUAACUGGGCUAGGCAUCAUGAAACCAGACGCCGUAAUGAAAUCCCUUAUUCCCGUGGUCAUGGCCGGAAUCAUUGCGGUUUACGGAUUAGUCGUCUCAGUUCUCAUCAUCGGCGGCAUGGAUGCCCGCAAACCGUAUUCACUCUUCGCCGGGUUCAUUCAUCUGGCUGCGGGUUUGUCGUGCGGGAUGACCGGACUGGCGGCCGGCCACGCCAUCGGCCUCAUCGGUGACGCAGUAAGCUCCUAA